AAACAAACUUAUCGCGAGCGGGGGCUCAUUCCUUUAUUUUUAGAAAUUUUGUUUUUUUGACUCCAUAUUUUUCAAAAAUUUUAGAAGAAUCUUCGAAAAAUUCUUAGAAACCCUUUAAAAAUGAUCAAAAAUUUUUAAAAUAUUCAGAUAUUUUCAAAGGGUUCCAAAAAUUUUCAAUAAAGGGUGUGUGGGGUGUGGGUGUGUUAGUGGGUGCGGAUGUGUUAGUGGGUGCGGGUGUGUUAGUCGGUGCGGGUGUGGGUGUGGGUGUGCCGGUGCAGCUAAUCAUCAAGUAAUGAACAACACCCACACCCCACACCCACACCCACACCCACAGAUGUUGCCUAUGCUACAUUGAGAAUGGUUUCAUUCUCUUCGACCACAUCACUGUUUCAAAAUAAUGCGUAGACGCUCGCGGAUGGUGCCCAAUGGUAAGGUUUCCUUCCUACCUUCCCAAAAUUUGUCUGGAUGACGGCGAAGCAGAGCAAGCAUCGCUGAGAGGCUGCACAUACGGGUCUAUGGGUAUUAAUGUAAUGUAGCAGUCCUUUACAACAUACCCACACCCACACCCCAAUUGAAUGAUGAUUCAGAGUGUACAAACAAAGGAUUUUCUUUGUUUCGCAAAGUGUACAGACAAAGGUCGUAUACUUGCUAUUGGAAACACUAUUGCUCACCAUGCUUUUUAUGGUACCAGCGUAUGUGCUAUCACAUAUAUGGUUCUCUUCUGUGAACCGAUAUGCAUUCAUUUUAAUAUUGAACAUUUUAUGAUACGAUUGACAUUUAUUUCUUCUUUUCAUAUUAGAAAUAUAAAAAUAUGCGUUUCCCUUCGUUUUCUUUUUAUACAAAGUAUUUGAACGAGAAAAAGUUCAUUACUUAGCUAAAUAAUAUUACCUUUCAUAUCAAUUUUGUUCUUUUUUACUUUCAAAAUAAUUCUAAAAGCAAAACUGGUUUUGUUAAAUUUAAGUCCAAGCUAACUAUAUUCAUUUUGAUAUUUUAACUAAGAAAUAGUUCGAUAAUAAGUAGAAUAUUUAAUGAAAUCCUUAAUAUUUUUGCUUCUUUGCCAAUAUAUCUAAUUUUACAAUCUUUUUCUUUUCAUUGCUUGUCUUUUAAUAAAAUAAAUGAAUGCCAAAUAAAAUGAAUAAAUUUCAAAUAAAUUAAAUUAAAGAAAUUAUAAUUUUUUAUUUGUAGAUAAAAUGAUAAGUAAAUUAGAAAAAUUUCCAAAUGAAAUAUUAUUAAAUAUAUUUUCUUAUUUAUCAUGGGAUGACAUGUUAAUAUCAUUAUGGUCAUUAAAUGAACGCAUUAAUUCUCUUGCUCGUUCAAUAUUUUCAAUGAGUAAAAAUGGAAUUAUUUUUAAUAAACCGGGUUUAUCGUAUCGAACAUUUUCCUUAAUAUUAUUACCACUAAUAUGCAAUUCAUUAUCGCUUUCCUCAUCAAUUAAAUAUAUUCAUUUUGGUGGAAUUAAUUCAAGUUCUUGUGAUCUUAUUAAUAUCUUUUUUUUCUAUAAUACUAAUAAACAAAGGAUUUCUUUUCCUAAUCUUAGGUCACUUUAUAUUACUGAAUGUUCAUUAUCUCAAACAUUAAUUCAAACAUUAUCUAUGCUUAUUCAACAUCAAUUAAACCACCUUACAUUAAUAUUGGAUAGAGAUGCUUUCAAUUUAUCUGAAGACUCACAAGAACAUUUAUUCAUUUCUAACAAAAGUAAUCAAUAA
This is a messenger RNA of Rotaria sp. Silwood2, 1706 nucleotides long. The record is from the annotation of a GenBank genome assembly. NCBI's taxonomy places the organism in Eukaryota, Metazoa, Rotifera, Eurotatoria, Philodinida, Philodinidae.